AUGUUCGCCAACGCAUUUGGAUAUGACAACUGGCUGCAGCUCAUGGCCUAUCCAGAGUCAGUCAAUCUGGCGCAUAUCCAAGAACUCAUCAGUGCUUAUUUCCCAGAGUCAGUGGAUGGCGCCAUUUUCAUUGACGAGCACUCGAUCUUUCAGCGGUGUCGGACUUUGAGGGAACUGUUCGUUAGCAAGAGGCCUGAUACACCCAAGUGGGUGGUUCAGGAGAAGAGAGACUUGGAAGUGUCUAGUCGGAACAUCGUGGCCGACAACAGCGAGGGUGAGCGACGACCUGUGGCGCAGGACGAGAUUUCGCUGCGCGCGCAUCAGAUCCAUGGCCUGGUUCCACCCGAAUAUAUCGACAUCGGACUGACUUUGUCAAGCAUCGACGACAUGAAAGAUAUUGUCUUUGCCUUCAGCCAAACAUUGAAGCAUCUCACCAUCCGCUCCCUUGAUCUUUCGUCCCUGGAUCUGCCCGAUUCAAUCCACGUUGGACAAGGUUGGAUUGACCUUCCAGCUUUAACUGAGCUGCACCUGAACCAGCACCUGUGUUCAAUAGUGCUGGACCCGCAGCUGCUCGCUCACUGCCUCAACUUGAUAUUCCUCCGACUGAACGAUAACACCACUGAGACCACUGAGUACUCCUGUCGAGAUUUUAUCCCCUGCCUUCCAGCCCGUCUAGAACACCUCGAUCACCUGCACUUGACUGGCUAG
Molecule: messenger RNA, 708 nt
Organism: Linnemannia hyalina
Lineage: Eukaryota; Fungi; Mortierellomycota; Mortierellomycetes; Mortierellales; Mortierellaceae
Source: the annotation of a GenBank genome assembly